Messenger RNA from Psammomys obesus (fat sand rat), 2176 nucleotides. RefSeq names its product tropomyosin 3 (gene Tpm3). Gene Ontology annotation, cellular component: actin filament. The coding region runs from base 98 to 844 and encodes 248 amino acids. Gene Ontology annotation, biological process: actin filament organization; muscle contraction. Gene Ontology annotation, molecular function: actin filament binding. NCBI's taxonomy places the organism in Eukaryota, Metazoa, Chordata, Mammalia, Rodentia, Muridae. The transcript has 9 exons. The record is from RefSeq and is a predicted model, not a curated record.
UUUCAGGGCGGAGCAGGCGGAAGUAGGGUGAGAAGCGGCUACACCGCCGAGCGGAGGAGGUAGCGACCCGAUUUCCAGAAGCAGCUGGGUGGGCACCAUGGCCGGGAUCACCACCAUCGAGGCGGUGAAGCGCAAGAUCCAGGUUCUGCAGCAGCAGGCGGAUGAUGCCGAGGAGAGGGCCGAGCGCCUCCAGCGGGAAGUGGAGGGAGAGAGGCGGGCCAGGGAGCAGGCUGAAGCUGAGGUGGCCUCCUUGAAUCGCAGAAUCCAGCUGGUUGAAGAGGAGCUGGACCGUGCUCAGGAGCGCCUUGCCACUGCUCUGCAGAAGUUAGAGGAAGCGGAAAAGGCUGCUGAUGAGAGUGAGAGAGGUAUGAAGGUGAUUGAAAACCGGGCUCUAAAAGAUGAAGAAAAGAUGGAACUCCAGGAAAUCCAGCUAAAGGAAGCAAAGCACAUUGCAGAAGAGGCAGAUAGGAAGUAUGAAGAGGUGGCUCGGAAGUUGGUGAUUAUUGAAGGAGACUUGGAACGCACGGAGGAACGAGCCGAGCUGGCAGAGUCCCGUUGCCGAGAGAUGGACGAGCAGAUCAGACUCAUGGACCAGAACCUGAAGUGUCUGAGUGCUGCUGAAGAAAAGUACUCUCAAAAAGAAGACAAGUAUGAAGAAGAAAUAAAGAUUCUUACUGAUAAGCUCAAGGAGGCAGAGACCCGUGCUGAGUUUGCUGAAAGAUCGGUAGCCAAGCUGGAAAAGACCAUUGAUGACUUGGAAGACGAGCUUUAUGCCCAGAAACUGAAGUACAAGGCCAUUAGCGACGAGCUGGACCACGCCCUCAAUGACAUGACCUCUAUAUAAGCUGAAGUGCACCAAAGAGGAACACCUCUGUACACAAAGGAUGCUGGACCAGACUCUGCUGGACCUGAAUGAGAUGUAGAGCAUCCCCAGCCCCCGCCCCAUGGAUAUUCCUCCCUCUGAUCCUGACUCCGCCAGAGGCCAGCCUGCCUGAAGCUGACCUUGAAACUGAGGGCUGAUCUUUUUAACUGAAGGCUGCUUUCCCCUCCUGCCACCCUCUCUACCCCUCCUGUCUUUUUCACAAAACUGUGUCAGCCUCUUCCCAGAAUUCCAGCUCUAGGGGCUGACAUGUUUGGGAACAAUAUUUAAGGGAAUGUGAGCACAAUGCAGAGUGUCUUCAGUGCAGUUGUGACAUGCACAUUUUGAGUACUUUUGUCUAAGCAACCAUUUGUAACAUUCCCAGCACUUUGCAGCUUGGAGCAGCAACCCAGUUCCUUCCACUGUCGGAAGGUGACAUUUCAGCCUAAUGGAUACUGACUCCUCCAUAGAGGAGGACCACAGGAACCGGCCUGCCUUGCUGAGACCCAGACAGACUCCACUGUGGGAGACCUCAGUGCUCUGCACCAAGGCCUAGCCAAACAACAGGGAAUUCUAGGAAGUUAGCCAAAACAAAAAACUGUUCCGGGCUGUGAAGGUUUUCAGCUGUGAUAUCUGUCAACAACUUUUCGCAUGUUUUUAUUUUUACCUUUUCCAUCAGAUGUGACCAAAUAAGAUGGUGAGAUGUCUGAGCUGCCCCCAGCUCCCAGGGCCCUGUGGGUGUUAGGCAAGUGUGCUGCUUUAGCCUGGGUGUGAGCCCAGACUUGUCUCAUCUCUACCCCUUUUCCAGCUGCUCACAAAAUGGAUCAUGUUGCCCCUUAGUGUUGAGGUGACCCCUGAGGGAGAAAGGGAAGGAAGAUUAUGUUCGUGCCACUGAUUUAGCCACAGGAAAGUCAUCUCAUCACCCUUUCCUGAAGCUGCUGUCUCUAAAGUGCCAGCUCAUUGUGCUUUGUGUCAGUCAGUGCUGGAGAAAUCUUGAAUAGCUUAUGUAAAAAAACAAAAAAAAAACAACUUUUUAAAUUUUAUAUUAUUUUGAAAUUUUGCUUUUGGGGGGGUUGGGUUACCUUGGCCAACCCAUUACCUGUCCAAAUUCUUUGCAGUCUGUGGCUGCUGGUGUGCUGAUCUUUUGUGUCCCCACCCAAUCGCCAUGUUCAGGUGGUUCCUCCAGGCCUGUUAGGUCGACACCCUGCCGCUUCCUGGCUUGUUUGUAUUCUUCUCCAUCUGGAAGAAGAGAACCCCAUAGUGCAACUGUUUUGAUACUGAAUAUUGACAUUUUGGAAUAAAGAACCAGUCCCUCCA